This is a messenger RNA of Lotus japonicus, 2001 nucleotides long. RefSeq lists its product as uncharacterized. Gene Ontology annotation, molecular function: protein dimerization activity. The record is from RefSeq and is a predicted model, not a curated record. The coding region runs from base 1 to 2001 and encodes 666 amino acids. The transcript has 5 exons. Lineage: Eukaryota; Viridiplantae; Streptophyta; Magnoliopsida; Fabales; Fabaceae.
AUGGCUUCUUCAAGUCAAGUUGACCAAGGGGAUGUCACCAAGCCUCUAAAUAACUUUGUAACACAGACAAAAGGAGCAGGAGUUCGGGGUGGGAAUUUUAAAGUCCAAUGCAAGCUCUGUAACAAAAUCUUUCAUGGAUCUUACACUAGAGUCAGAGCUCAUCUAUUGAAGAUUCCAAGACAGGGUGUUGGAUUUUGUGACAAGCUAACACAAGCUAAGCUUAUUGAUAUGCAUAAAUUAGACAAUGAGGCUACACUUAUGAUUGAGAAGUCAAAAACCAAAACAGCAUAUUUGCCCCCGCUUUCUAGUGAGAGUCCUACUGCUGAUCCUAAAAAGAGGAAGACAUCUGGAGCUCUUGAAAAUGCAUUCAAUAUGCAAGGUAGAGAGACACUUGAUUAUGAAAUUGCUAGAAUGUUUUAUUCUUCUGGAUUGCCAUUUCAUUUUGCAAUAAAUCCCCAUUACAAAAAGGCAUUUUCUUUUGCAUGCAAUAAUUUUAUAAGUGGAUAUCAACCUCCUGGUUAUAACAAGUUGAGAACAACCUUGCUAGAAAAUGAAAGAAGACAUGUGGACAAGCUAUUGGAGCCAAUUAGGAAUUCAUGGAGCCAAAAAGAGGUGACUAUUGUUAGUGAUGGAUGGAGUGAUCCACAAAGGAGACCCCUUAUCAAUUUUAUGGCUGUCACGGAGAGUGGGCCUAUGUUCUUAAAAGCUACUCCUUGUGUUGUGCACACCCUUAACCUUGCUUUGAAGAAUAUAUGUGCAGCCAAGAAUACGGAGAGAAAUAGUACUCUUUACGAAGAAUGUUCUUGGAUCACAAAAAUUGCUGAAGAUGUUAUGCUUAUCAAGAACUUCAUCAUGUGCCACUCUAUGAGAUUAUCAAUCUUCCAUUCUUUCAAUUCCUUGAAGUUGAUUUCCAUUGCUCCAACGAGAUUUGCCGCCACAAUAGUGAUGCUCAAGAGGUUUAGGGAAUUAAAGAAAGGGCUUCAAGAGAUGGUCAUUAGUGACAAAUGGAAUUCUUACAAGGAUGAUGAUGUUGAAAAGGCCAAACUUGUGAGGGAAAAAUUGUUGGAUGUUAGUUGGUGGGAUAAGGUUGAUUACAUUCUUUCAUUCACUAGUCCAAUCUAUGAUGUCCUAAGAAAAAUGGAUACAGAUGCUUCAACUCUCCAUGUAGUAUAUGAAAUGUGGGAUUCAAUGAUUGAAAAUGUAAGGAAAGUCAUAUACAAGUAUGAAAGAAAGACGGAGUCGGAGGUAUCAACCUUUUAUGAGGUAGUGCACUCCAUAUUAGUUGAUCAAUGGACUAAGAGUAGCACACCUCUCCAUUGUUUAGCUCACUCUUUAAACCCAAGAUAUUAUAGUCAUGAAUGGCUAAGUGAAGAUGCUAGUAGAGUUCGUCCACAUCAAGAUGUGGAAAUUACUCGUGAAAGGAUGAAGUGCUUCAGAAAGUACUUUGUUUAUGUGGAUGUGAGGAGACGUGUGAAUGUAGAGUUUGCAAGUUUCUCAGAUGGAAGAGAAGGAUUUGAUGACAUUGACUCUUUAGGAGGUAGGGGACGGAUUGAUGCUAAAUCUUGGUGGCUUACUCAUGGUGCUCAUGCUCCACUAUUACAACAAGUUGCUCUUAAGUUACUUGGGCAGCCAUGUUCAUCUUCAUGUAGUGAAAGAAAUUGGAGCACAUUCUCUUUCAUUCAUUCUUUGAAGAGAAAUAAGAUGACACCCAAAAGAGCUAAAGAUUUAGUAUUUAUUCAUAGCAAUCUCCGGCUUAUUUCAAGAAGUUCUCCACAAUACCAUGAAGGGGAAACCAAGAUGUGGGAUAUAGCGGGAGAUGCGUUUGAAUUUCUUGAUGAGGGUGGAUGUGGAAUACUUGAAGUUGCUAAUUUAUCACUUGAUGAACCAGAGCUAGAGGCUAUAUUUUUCAAUGAUGAUGGUGGUCAAGAAGGAGGAUCACAUACUCUUUGUGUUUUGAAGCUCCUUGGUGCUUCUUCCUUGCUUUUCUUGAGGGAGGAAUAA